AUGAUUUCACCUUCUGAUUCUCGACUGCUUUAUGAAAGUCAAUUUUCCAUAUUCAAUGGACGUCUGUGCUCUCUUCGAAUCUUAUUGAUUCCGCAAUCUGAGACAAUUUCUAAAAUUAGAGUAACGUCGCCGUCCGAUGCAUCGAUAUUGCUUGAAAAUACCAUAGCAGAACAAAGUGAUGUGGAAACAUUUGUUGAUGUCUUGAAAAUGAUUACCAAUGUUCGAUCACAAGAUCCCACAAUACUCGGACCACGCGUUGAGCCGAGUCUAGGGGAACCCGAAUUCCCGUAUCGGCUGGUAAUUGAUCCGAUUUCACCGAGUACAGAUGUAAUAACUCUCCCAUUAUGCCAAGCUUCUCCACAGGCAAGGUGUGAUUAUGUUCUGCAGUUGUAUGCCAGAGAAAAGGCACAACAUCAAAUCCAAAUUGAAAAAUCAGAUGAGCUAUCGAAGCAGCUGCAUAAUGCAAUUGUUGAUUAUAACUCGAUGAAAACUCGUUGCGAGUUCCAAGAAAAGGAAAUCGCAUUGCUCAGACAGUUAGCUGAAAGCAACUCAAACAAAAACAAACGAGCCCGAGACGAUUCAGAGAACACGCCAUCCAAAAAAAGGAGAUGUGGAUGUGGAGAUGAGGAAUCGUGCGAUUCUGAUUGCGAUGGAGAAAUCAAUGAAGACGAAGAAGAUGAUAUGGAAGCUGAUGCUGAAUUGUUCCGUGCGGCAACUUCACAACUACAAUUAAGCGGACGGGGAUCUCAUAAUGGUAUGAAACUUGGUUGCGUUGAUAUUCUGAUUGCAUUUAGUUUUUCAGUAGAAGUAUCAUCUGGAGAAGGAGGUUCGAAUGAUAAUGAUCAAAUGAAUCUGAUGAAACAGCUUGAAAAGUUAUCUAGUGUCAUUGUAAAAGCUCCAAAUCUGCCUUCCACGUCAUCGAUGAGUACCAUGCACAUAAAAAUGGAAAACAAUCAGGAGCAAUCAGGACCGAUAGUUUUACAAAGCCAAGGAACGUCGGAAGACCAAAACGGCGUCAAAAAAGUUGUCGGAGUAGUUCAAUACGUAAUAUGUCAACUAUGUCCGGAAGAAGAGCAAAAGUCGAUGGAUCCAGCGAAUCAGCAGCAGAUGCAAGAGCAUUUCCUCGACAAACAUGUAGACAAAGAGAAAAAGAAGUGUGAAGCGUGUCCAACAGAUCAGUUCCAACCACAUAACAUCGGCCAGCACUACAGGUUUCAUACAAAUAGUGUAUAUGCAUGUCAACACUGUGGAAAACGAGGACGUCGAAACUAUCUGAUGUCUCACGUGCGGACACACACUGGAGAGAGACCAUAUAGGUGCGACACAUGUUCAAAAAGUUUCUCCGACGCAUCAACUCUCCGUCGGCAUCGGCUAGUGCACACUGGCGAAAAGAAAUAUCAAUGUCCAGUGUGCGGACGGGCAAUCGCUCGCAAGGAUAACGUUAAAGUGCACAUUCGAAGCCACGGAAUUCACGCUUGA
Molecule: messenger RNA, 1479 nt
Organism: Caenorhabditis briggsae
Lineage: Eukaryota; Metazoa; Nematoda; Chromadorea; Rhabditida; Rhabditidae
Exons: 6
Coding region: 1-1479 (492 amino acids)
Biological process (GO): regulation of transcription by RNA polymerase II
Molecular function (GO): DNA-binding transcription factor activity; RNA polymerase II cis-regulatory region sequence-specific DNA binding
Source: RefSeq, a predicted model, not a curated record